GCGCUGCAUACCAACGGAGACAUACGGGAGCAGGCUAAUUAAGCUCAAGUGGCGACUGGUCAGGACGCGCAGACCCCAUCCUGUUCUCCGAGAACAAAUAAAAAAAGCAUAUUUCUGUCAAGUCAUUGGACAGUUUAUAUUUUACCAUUUCUUCACAUGCAUUUUCUAAAAUAUUUUCCUUCAAGGCACUGAGAGCCAAACUAAGUGUCUGGGAUAUUUGUUUUGUUUUUUUCCCCUGGCUGACAGAGUCUGCACAGGAGAAGACAAACAGCCCUCUUCGCCUAUCUCUCUCUCCGACGGGGGUCAUCAAAAGGAAAAGUCCAGUGGAUAAGACUUUUUUUUUGGUCCAGUCACAUGUAGAAGUGUUGGACUAUUGCUGUUGACAUUCAUCCACUGGCUCGGUUUUUUUUUUAUACACAGAUUCCCCGCAACGGCGCGAUAAAGGAGGAAUACCAAGGCAUUUGGCUGCAAAAACAAGCAGAAAAUCAAUCAGAACUCCAUCAUGGGCUGCCCCCUCUUGCGGAACGCGUUUGCUGGUUUGAUCCUGGUACUGCUGUCGAAAGCAUCCAGUGUGCACGGAGCGGAAUUCGGACACCUGCCGGACAACAUUACAGUGUUGGAAGGAGAAAGCGUCACUUUGAGAUGUCGGAUCGACGAGGAGGUGACCCACAAGGCCUGGCUGAACCGCUCUAACAUCCUCUUCACGGGGACAGACAAGUGGUCACUGGACAAGCGUGUGACACUGGCCAACAGUAACAACAGUGACUUCUCCAUCCACAUUGACAAGGUGCAAGUAACUGACGAGGGGCCUUACACUUGCACCUUUCAGGCCAAUAACAAGCCCCGCGUCGCCCACGUCUACCUCAUUGUCCAAGUGCCGGCCAGAAUCGUCAACAUCUCAAAAAACGUGUCGGUGAACGAAGGAGAGAAUGUAAACCUCUACUGUCUUGCAGUGGGUCGGCCUGAGCCCACAGUCACCUGGAAAGACCAGAAAUAUGGGUUGGUAAGUGACGGGGAGUUCCUAGACAUCACAGAGAUCAAGAGGCAGCAGGCCGAGGACUACGAAUGCAUCACCAACAAUGGAGUGGCUCCACCCGAUCAGCGCAAGGUCAGGGUCACGGUCAACUACCCUCCCAUGAUCACAGACAUGAAGAACAUGCCAGCCCAUUUGGGUAAGACGGCAAUCUUGCGCUGCGAAGCCAUGGCAGUCCCACCAGCCUCCUUCGAGUGGUACAGAGAUGACCACAGGCCGGUAGAAAGUGACAACACCCUGAGGAUCAAAAACGAGAAGACGCGCUCGCUGUUGCUGUUCACCAAUGUGACAGAGAAACACUUUGGCAACUACACCUGCUUUGCCGCAAACCGUCUAGGGGCUUCCAACGCCAGCAUGUUGCUGUUUCGGCCAGGGGCCAUACAAGGGCGAGGGACUGGUUUACAUGCAGGGAUGAGUGUCGGCGUGAGUGUUUGGGUUUCCCUCUCUGCUGUUCUUCUGCUGAAGGUGUAA
Molecule: messenger RNA, 1504 nt
Organism: Perca flavescens (yellow perch)
Lineage: Eukaryota; Metazoa; Chordata; Actinopteri; Perciformes; Percidae
Gene: iglon5
Product: IgLON family member 5
Exons: 8
Coding region: 503-1504 (333 amino acids)
Source: RefSeq, a predicted model, not a curated record